ACAACCACCCUGGCACCCUCCAUUUGAGAACCAGAUUUUGUGCGGUUCAACCCUACUGAAGACUGAAGCACCCAACAGUCAAACACGAGAACGGAGGACGAACCCUAGAAACCGCGCAUACGGACUGGAAAGAAGAAAUCUGCAUCUCAAGAAGCAAAGCAAACGGGGGACGCGGACUGGCGAUCAAUUUAUGCAGCGUGAAACACUAUUACUAUAGCUGAAAAAAAUGUAUUAUAGAGGAGGAUAUAUGGAUGGUGGUGAUUCCAGGGAAAUGGGUCUGAAAAGGCAGCGUAUUAUGGAUCAAAGUUCUUCUUAUUACUCAAUUCCAUUGGGUUCAAGUUAUAUGUACAAUCCAGCUCCGCCUCCCCCUGCUCUUGAAUACCCUUAUAUUGGCCAGCCUCCUCCACCUCUCCCUAUUGUCCGACUUCGAGGCCUCCCAUUUGGUUGCACAGAGGGUGAGAUAGCAGAUUUCAUGCACGGUUUGGAUGUAGUGGAUGUGCUUCUGGUUCACAAGGGUAAAAGGUUUACCGGGGAAGCUUAUUGUGUUCUUGGAUACCCCCUUCAAGUUGAUUUUGCUCUUUCAAGGAACAAGAAAAACAUUGGGCGAAGAUAUGUUGAAGUUUUCAGAAGCAGCAAGCAGGAAUACUAUAGAGCUAUAGCUAAUGAAGUAUCUGAUGCAAGCAGUGAAUAUAUUCCAAGGGCUAGAUCUGCUGAAGAUUUAGCAGAACAUACUGGAGUCUUACGGAUGAGGGGAAUGCCAUUCUCAGCUUGCAAGGAAGAUAUUAUUGACUUCUUCAAGAAUUUUUCACUUCUACAGGACUCAAUUGUUAUACUUGCUAAUUCAGAGGGAAAGCCAACCGGUGAAGCAUUUGUGGAGUUUGCAAAUGCAGAAGAUUCAAGGGCUGCAAUGGCCAAGGAUAGGAUGACAAUAGGGAGUCGCUAUAUUGAGCUUUUUCCUUCAUCUCGUGAAGAGUUGGAAGAAACAGUUGCAAGGGGCAGAGUAUUGCAGAAAACAACAGAAGGGGAGGACCUAACUGAAAUGACUGCUGUUCUGCGAAUGAGGGGACUACCCUAUUCAGCUGAAAGGGAUGAUAUUAUUGAUUUCUUCAAAGAUUUUGUUUUAUCAGAGGAUUCAGUUCAUAUUACGCAUAAUCUCGAAGGGAGGCCAACCGGAGAAGCAUUUGUUGAGUUUGCAAAUCCUGAGGAUGCAAAGGCAGCACUAGCAAAGGAUAGGAUGAUGCUAGGUAGUCGUUAUAUAGAGCUUUUCCAGUCCUCUCAUGAGGAUCUGUACGAGUCUCUCUCAAGGGGAAGGUGACAUAUGUGUUUGUGAUGUAACGACUUCAAGAAAUUUCACUGAUUUUGUUUGGGAAUUUUGGGCAAGGCCACAAAUUUGUUUGCGAUGUAACUUUUAGAAUCAUUACUGAGUGUUUUGCUGAAAGCCAAUCCUAUCCUACUACAUGAGGCUUAUGACCUAAAAACAAAGCUUGCACGUGUAUAAAAUGCACCAAAGAGGUCAUGUAUGAUAAUAGGGCCAAAAUGUCAAUAACACUAAGCAUGAAACUAUGCCUUAAAAGAAAGUCAUAUACACGGU
Cuscuta campestris is the source of this 1591-nucleotide messenger RNA. The record is from the annotation of a GenBank genome assembly. Lineage: Eukaryota; Viridiplantae; Streptophyta; Magnoliopsida; Solanales; Convolvulaceae.